Molecule: messenger RNA, 676 nt
Organism: Carassius carassius (crucian carp)
Lineage: Eukaryota; Metazoa; Chordata; Actinopteri; Cypriniformes; Cyprinidae
Gene: cep19
Product: centrosomal protein 19
Exons: 2
Coding region: 86-574 (162 amino acids)
Biological process (GO): trans-Golgi to periciliary membrane compartment transport; microtubule anchoring at centrosome
Cellular component (GO): ciliary basal body; centriole; centrosome
Source: RefSeq, a predicted model, not a curated record
GCAGGGGGCGCGCGGGAGCGUCGCGCGCGGAAACUCCGUCAGCAGAAGAAACCGUUACAACAACAACAACAGCAGAAGCAGCAACAUGUCGAUAGUAGCGAAGCGAUGUGGAGUGAGAUUCAUCCCUCCUUCCAUCAUCCUCAUAUACGAGAACAAAAACACGAGCAAGACGAGGAAGAGAGUGAUACCUGUGAGGAACUUCUCUCAGUACUCGGACUGCAGUCGAGCGGCAGAGAGGCUGAAGCAUCACGUGCGUCACAGCGUGUAUCUGGAGUCGGUGUCUUUGGCUCAGCUGGAGAGGCUUCACCUCAUACUGCAUGAUCACCUGAAGGGCCUCAGUCUGGAGGAGAGUCUCGCCGCCCGACGGGCGUCUGACCCCAGCGACGAGGACCUGAACAAGCUGAGCGACGAGGAGCUGAACCGCAGGAAGGCCCAGAUGGACCAGCUGUUCGAGCGCAACCGCAAACACAAGGACGACCCAGACUUCGUCUACGACCUGGAAGUGGAGUUUCCAGAGAACAGCGUGCGAGAGACGUGCAGCUGGGACGAAGAGCCGUCCGACGACGGGUUCUAGAGGACCAGAUGAAGAAGACACGUGGAGAACUGGUGCAUUAUGGGGCUUCUCUGUUGGAGUCUGAUGAUGAACUAUACAUUUGCUGCUACAUGUUGCUUUAAG